AUGCAUCCUAAAAUCCCUUCUCAAAGUGAAAUUCGAAAUUGUUUUGGGCCGACAUUGGCAGAGACCUUUAUGGAGUUGAGCGAUCCACCUAUAAGAACAUUCGUGGAGGUUACUCCACCACUAAAAGUAAAAGGUCCAGCUGAGCAUUUGUGGCAUACACCUAGUGAUCAACUAAUUAAAAAAAACUCUCUGAAACUACCAAUGACCAGUUCAAUGACACAAGCAGCUACUCAUAGAGGAAUUAUAGGAUUGGGUGAAAAAGCUUUGAGGCAAUUCCAAGUUGAUGUAGAAAAAAGAGUACGAGAAUCUUUAUUUAUUGAAAUAAAAAAUAUCCAUUUACUUUUUGAGGCGGAGCAACGACAUGUGACAAAUACUCGUAUUAAAAAAAUUGAAGAUGAAUGCACUUGGCGAACCAAGUUUCUAAUCAAGGAAUAUGAUAAAAAAUUAGAGAAAACUCUGGACGAUGUUAUAACUAGAUAUAAUGAAAUUUUACAAAAAGCUCUAGUGCAAACUCGAAUGAGCGUAACACUUGAAAUGAUGAAAAAAAUGCGAAAAGAAGUGGAGUUUAUUGUCACUGAUUUGAAUGCCGAUUACGACAGAAGAUGCUCUCUACAAAGACAAAAUAUGAUUGCUGAUUUCAAUGUUAUGAUUCGAAAAGAACGAGUAAAGUUGAAAGACAUGCUAAGAAUAUGCGAGAAGAAAAAAGUUGAAUCUUUAGAAAGAAUUCGAGUGAAAGUGGAGAAUGAAUUUCAGGAGAGGGCAGAGAAACUCGUUGGCUGUGAAAAAUACCGUUGUAAUGAUGAAAAACGAAAGAUUUGUGAAAAUUUGGAGAAAAUAAUGCUCUCACUACAAAAGUUGCUUGAUAAAACGAAUGAGGAAAUUGCAAAUGUGAAAGGAAACCCUAGCAUCAUCAUUUCUCCAAAUAAUUCUAUCUGGAAAUGGAGAAUAAAGCACAUUCUGCAG
This is a messenger RNA of Diachasma alloeum, 963 nucleotides long. RefSeq lists its product as uncharacterized. Lineage: Eukaryota; Metazoa; Arthropoda; Insecta; Hymenoptera; Braconidae. The record is from RefSeq and is a predicted model, not a curated record. The annotation marks the transcript as partial. The transcript is spliced from 5 exons.